UGUGUAAGCCACACCGACCCUUAGUAGAAUGAGAAUCCCUGACUGUGGGCUUUGGAGGCGGGUUAUCCGGGGAUAUUGUCUUUGGAGUUGAACCUUGUUCUACAAACGCUCUCCCCAGUGCAUGCUCUCCAACAGCGACACCGCGAAGCCCCAAAGGGAAGGCUUGCUUUAUUUGACUUUCCCUUCUCAUUCGACGACAGCUUUCCAAGACUGCUAUGACGUCUCGCAGGUGGUUCCACCCCAACAUCACCGGCAUCGAGGCAGAGCAGCUCCUCUUGACCCGAGGGGUCCAUGGCAGUUUCCUAGCCCGGCCGAGCAAGAGCAACCCGGGAGAUUUUACUCUCUCUAUCAGGCGGAACAAUGAGGUCACCCACAUUAAGAUCCAGAAUUCAGGGGACUACUACGACCUGUAUGGAGGGGAGAAGUUUGCCACGCUGGCAGAGCUGGUGCAGUACUACACAGAGCAGCACGACCUUCUCAGAGAGAGGAACGGAGACGUCAUCGAGCUCAAGUACCCACUCAACUGUAAGGACCCAACCUCCGAGAGGUGGUACCACGGGCACCUCUCUGGGCGCGACGCUGAGAAGCUGCUCAUGGACAAGGGCAAGCCUGGCAGUUUCCUGGUACGGGAGAGCCAGAGCAAACCAGGUGACUUUGUGCUCUCUGUCCUCACCAACGAGGAGAAGCACGAGAACGUAGACCGCAAGACCAAGGUCACCCAUGUCAUGAUUCGCUACCAGCAGGAUGGGAAGUAUGACGUAGGUGGAGGAGAGAGGUUUGACACGCUGGCUGACCUGGUGGAUCACUACAAGAAGAACCCCAUGGUGGAGAAGAGUGGAAUUGUAGUUCACCUCAAACAGCCCUUCAAUGCCACCAGGAUAAAUGCAGCCAACAUUGAGAACAGGGUGAAGGAACUAAACAAAGUGGCAGACAACUCAGAGAAGCCCAAACAGGGAUUCUGGGAAGAGUUUGAGGUGCUACAGCAGCAGGAGUGUAAGCUCCUCUACCCCAGGAAAGAAGGGCAGAGAGCAGAGAACAAGAUUAAAAACAGAUACAAGAACAUCCUCCCUUUUGACACCACACGGGUGGAGAUCAGGGAAGCAGACACAGAUGUGCCUGGCUCCGACUACAUCAACGCCAACUACAUCAGAGUGAGUUCUGGAAGUAGUAUGCAUGAAGAGGGCCGCCAUGUGGAGGAGGGCAAGGUGUUCAUCGCCACCCAGGGCUGCCUUCAGAACACGGUGGUGGACUUCUGGAAGAUGGUCUACCAGGAAAACACACACGUCAUUGUCAUGACCACCAAGGAGAUGGAGAGAGGACGGAACAAGUGUGUGCGUUACUGGCCCGACCUCAACGCCACUAAGGAGUUUGGGAAAGUGAGUGUGAAGAACGUGGAGGAGUGUCCGGCUCAGGACUACAUCCUAAGGGAAUUGGAGGUGACGCGUUUGGACAGGAGGGAGCUGGUGCGGUACAUCUGGCACUACCAGUAUCUGAGCUGGCCUGAUCAUGGCGUGCCCAACGAGCCUGGGGGAGUGCUCAGCUUCCUGGAGCAGGUCAACCGCACGCAGAGCGCCAUUCCAGACACCGGACCAAUUGUGGUCCACUGCAGUGCAGGAAUUGGGAGAACAGGCACCAUAAUUGUCAUUGACAUUCUCAUUGACAUCAUCAACAGACAAGGAUUAGACUGUGACAUCGACAUCCCUAAGACCAUCCAGAGGGUUCGUCAGCAGCGGUCAGGCAUGGUGCAGACGGAGGCCCAGUAUAAGUUCAUUUACAUGGCCGUCCAGCAGUACAUUGAUACGGCACAGAAGAGACUGGAGGAGGAACAGAGGAACAAAACGAAGGAGAGGGAGUACUCCAAUAUCAAAUACCCCCAGAUGACCAACGCCCGGUCAAAACCCAACAUGACCUGUGUGUCACGCUCCUCCUCUGUAGUGACGGAUGAUGACCCGUCCAGCGUGUAUGAGAACUUAAACAUCAAGAACCCAAAGACCUCCGGGAGCAGCAGUAAAACCAGGAGGUGAAGUCCAGCCACGGACCUCUGCCUCUCUCAACCUCUCUUUUCAACAGAGGUGCCUCUUCGCCAGCGCCUGAUUCAUGGGGGGCCUGUGGAGCUCUAGCCCCGGACCCCCUGGCGGUGGACCCUACCUGGGGUGAAGGUGGAGGUCCUGACCCCUCCUAGUCUCUCCCCUUCUGCUGCCCGGAUGUCAACCUGUCUGGAGCAUCCCCCUCCACGGAGAGAGGGGUGUAGCGCAGGGCUCUUGUCCCUCUAUCUUCAUCCCCCAUCCCCUCUCUAUCUCUCUCUAUGACCUCCACAUGACUUCAUGUCUCUUCUACAGGCUCUACCGUUUACUGACAGUGCCUUGUCUACAGACAUGUCUGUAACCCCCUUCCUCCUCCCACAGUUGUUCCAUCUCACCACCCAAACCCCCUAUCUAUCAACCAUCCCACCAGCCCAACAAAUGUCCUUUGCUUAUUCCUGUUGACUCAAACUAAAUUGAGAAAAAAACCAUUGUGUACUCUUGUGCGAUAUCAAUGUUUAAGUGAUGUUUUUCUCUGUCGUGUUCCGUCGUGAGGUGGAUGGGACAAGAAAGAUUUUGAGAAGAUUUCUCUUCUCGCUCUCAGAAUUUGCUCCUCUCUCUCUCUCUCUCUCUCUCUCUCUCUCUCUGCUGGCUCUCAACUACUUGAAUCAAAGACUUCAGCAAUGUUCUAUUCUUGCUAGCAGCAGUCAUUACUGCAGUGUUGAGCGAUUUUACCACGUGAGGCACUGGCGCAGACAAGCUUACUCAACCCUCUCUCAUACCUUCAUUUUGAAAGUCGAGGAAAGUCAGGGUAUUCGCAAUGGCCCUUUGUCAGUGAGUUGGGGUAAAAAAAUAAAAACAAAUACCCCAACUCACUGACAAAGGGAUUUUCCAUUUGCCACAAAGAUAUUUUCCAUUUCUGUACAGGGAAGUAUUUCUUCAAUAUAGUUUGAGAUGUCCCACCAAUGAUCCUCUUGUGCCAAUAGAAGACGUGCAUGCUCAACUACUUUGGUGAUUCCACCAUUACAGUUGCUGAGCGCCUAUUCAGUCAAUAUAAACAAGCUCCUCUCCAGACUUACUCAUGAAAUGUUUCUAUUUAUUUAGUUUGAAUCUGUGUCCUUGGACAUGGAUUCUUGUUUAUUUUUUGUUAUUUUAUUGUUAUUAUUGGUGUGAUUUUGUAAUGAAAAAGCGGUGCGGUAUUGCCUCCAAAGGAAGAAAGACCCAAUUCCAUUGUUAUGAAUUGACAAAAAAAGCACAAUUUUCUGCCCUGCACUUGCUCUGCAGAUCCUGGUUUAUAAGCAGGAAAUUAACAUUGUUUGAGGUCAACGUUGGCCUCAGAGAAAGUCUGCAAAGGUUUUCAUCCUAAUCGAAUGGCAUAACAAACAGGGUUAAACAUCUGCCAAGCGAGAGAUAGGAGAAGAUGGGAGAGGACAGGAGAUGAGUCAAGAUGCUAGCCUGGCUCACUGACGUGGGCUGCUAUCGCUGAAGUCUUUAGCCAAACAUUACUGGGCCAGAUGGCCUACAGCCCAAGAAUAAAUCAUAUUUAUCUCCAAAAAGCAAUCUACAAGAUGUCUAUAAUCCAGGCUUGACGAUGGUGGGAGUAAAAACCGACGUUACAGAUGUCAUAAGGAGGGAGGCGCCGCACAGCAAAGAGCCUUCUGUAAUAUAUUUUUAAAUAUACAUGUACGUCAUGGGCAGUGGCUUCUUUCUGACAGACAUCAUGCUAACUAUUCUUAGCAUUUUGCAUAAAAAUCUAAUGUUGAAGAUGUUCACACUGGAUUUAGCCAGCGGCACAAUGAUGUCAUCCUUUUGAACAAGCCGGUUGUUUGGCGACAUAGAGGUUGUGUUACCUGCUGUGUGAGUCGGGCUGUACUUGUACAUGGUUCAGGCCUUUUAAACUAAGGCUUGGUAGCACAUCUGAGGGACGCAUUUGCUACAUUGUCUCUUGCUCGUCCUAACACCAAUGCAGUAACUUUCAGUAAUACUGAAAGUAUGGAUUUUCAGUAUUUCCCUUUUAGCCGAAAUGUCUGUAUUUCAGAAAGCUAAAUCAGUCCUAAUAGGAUAUGUCAUUCUCAAUAUUGUUUUCAUGCUACAUUGAGCUCCAAAAGUAUUGGGACAGUGUCACAUUAUUUGUUGUAUUGGCUCUCUACACCAGCACUUUUUACCAUGAUUACGAAUAGUCCUGAAUGAAUCGUGAAUAAUGAUAAGUGAGAAAGUUAGACACACAAAUAUCAUAAUCCCCCAGAAUGCUAACCUCCCCUGUUAUUGUCAUGGUGAGAGCUUAGCAUGUUUGUGCGUUUAACUUACUGACUCAUCAUUAUUCACAAUUCAUUCAGGACUAUCCACAAUCAUGGUAGCAUCCACAUUCAUGUAGCAGUUUUUUUAGAAACAUUCUAUUCUUAUUUACAAUAAAAGUGACAGAAUGCAUUAUUUACCAUUCAUUUCUUUUGGGCACAAAAUAAUCUGAAACAGCCAAAACAAACAGCAAAUGCAUCUAACAAGUUUGUAGAGUCACAAGCUUGGUGUAAUCAUUGCAUGCUAGGAAUAUGGGACCAAAUAGUAAACUUUUGACAAUUUUAAUACACAUAUAAGUGAAUUUGGCCCAAUAUUUUUGAUCCCCUAAAAUGGGGAGGACAAAAAGUGAUGUAAUUUCUAAAUGAAGUCUGCACUUUAACCUCAUAUAUAAUUUCAGAUGUGAAGCGCUGGAGUGCAGAGUCCAAACAACAUCAAAUGUGUCACUGUCCCAGCUCACUGUAUAUUCUGAAAUCACUGGUAGCUGUAGCGAUUUUGAAAUGAAGUUGUAUGCUAUUCUGAAGUGAUCACUGAACAUUUUGUGCAAUUAUCUCUCUCCGUCGUUCAACUGCCUGCCUAACUCCUAAUCUUGCCCAAUGAAUGAAAAGUGCAUUUUUUGCUUUCUGUUUUCUUAAUUAUGUUGCACUGAUGAUCAUGAUGAUGAUGAUGUUGAUGAUUUUGUAUUGUAUUUCACUUUGCCUCUAUGGGUCCAAACUUUUUGUUAUGUGGUGAGAAAUUGAGGGGCGAAUCCUAACUUCUACUUAUGAGAAAUGUUCACUGAGUGAAAACUUUAAAUUAGACCCAAACACAGUACUUGAAAUUCUGUUUGAGGCUUCUGAGUCCUUUAGCUGAGGGCUUGUGAUCUGUGACUGUCAGGAUGGCCAUUGGCUGUUUAAAGAGUACAGUAUGAUGAUAGUCUGCUCGACGUAGACGCCGUCAGUGUUGUAAGUUCUUUUCAUUUCCUAUUUUCUUUUGAAGCAUUUUGUUUUUUAUAAGAUUAUUAUUAUUAUUUGUGUGUCUAUUUGGUGUUAUUACACCAUUGAUAAUAACAUCAUGUUUAUGAAUUAUAAGCUAAACCGGUGUUCUUGGAGGUAUACAGUAAUUAUAUCAGUUAUUUUAUAUCUUUAAAUUUACUUGAAUAUGAUGUUGACAUAGUAAAAAAAGAAAUACUUGUCCUUUGUUGGUUGCAAUAUGCCUGAUUUGAGUAGUGGUAUACUGACUGUUCCUGUGUUUGGAUGAAGACUGUUUCCCCCCUCUUGCACUGACUCAGCCCAAACGCCUUCUGUCCAGGCAUAUAGCGCUGAUGCAAUGAGAUGGUCAGAAAUAACAACAUCAUUAAAUAUUUAAUAGUUUAAUAAAAAUGUAUGAAGGAAAUAUGAUCUCCGCUCAUUCCUGUCUCUAUGUAAUGAUAGUUUAGUGCCUUCUUGAGUGCUGUAGUAAUGUGAUUAGCUGAUGUCCGUGGACAGUUAGCACGAAAUUGACUUUAUAAGCAGGGAAAUGUGAGGUGAUUUUCUUCUGCAAGAAAUGUGUUAUUUCUUAGGUAAAAGCUAAAGACCAAAUAAUGCAACUAUUUUCUUAUGUCAUAUUUAGUUAGCUGUACUCAGUUAUACUCCUCUUUUGUUGUUAUGCUCUUGUGUGCUGUAAUGUGACUUGCCAAUCAAUGUCCAUGCCUUUCAUAAAACCGUAUAUUUUCCUUUCAGGAGGAAGAAAUGCAUUAUUUUAGGAGGAAAUAAACUAAAGCACUUAUAUCUUAUAACUUUGCAUAUCUGUCUAACAGGGUAAUAAAAGUCUCUCUAUCGCUUUUUUAUUGCAUUCUAAAGUAGCUGUUUAUCAG
This is a messenger RNA of Oncorhynchus masou masou (cherry salmon), 6147 nucleotides long. Its product is annotated as tyrosine-protein phosphatase non-receptor type 11-like. The transcript is spliced from 16 exons. Gene Ontology annotation, cellular component: cytoplasm. Gene Ontology annotation, molecular function: non-membrane spanning protein tyrosine phosphatase activity; cell adhesion molecule binding; receptor tyrosine kinase binding. The record is from RefSeq and is a predicted model, not a curated record. Gene Ontology annotation, biological process: positive regulation of ERK1 and ERK2 cascade; protein dephosphorylation. Lineage: Eukaryota; Metazoa; Chordata; Actinopteri; Salmoniformes; Salmonidae. The coding region runs from base 216 to 2024 and encodes 602 amino acids.